This is a messenger RNA of Dichomitus squalens LYAD-421 SS1, 1217 nucleotides long. RefSeq lists its product as uncharacterized. The transcript is spliced from 9 exons. Bases 381 to 1118 code for a protein of 245 amino acids. The record is from RefSeq and is a predicted model, not a curated record. Lineage: Eukaryota; Fungi; Basidiomycota; Agaricomycetes; Polyporales; Polyporaceae.
AUGUUACCCUCUCAUUCAGAGCCUUCAGCACCUCCGGGAACAGAGAUCAAUGACCUCGCACUGAGCAUCACACGAUGGUGUGCAGGGAGCCUCGCGAACGCCACGCUCCAGAUCGGCUUGUCGUGUUUUCUACAUGGAACCCUCACUUCGAUGGUCAUGGUCGCAACGUUUCUCCUCCUGCGCAAGGGCUUACAAAACAUAUCUGUGCAAAUUUUAUUCCCGAGCACCCUGCUCUUGUACAUGUCCACGACCUUAUACAUGGUAGCCGAGAUCUGCGGCUUGGUCGCAUUCGAGGCAGCCCUCCAUAAACAAUCUUGGAUGUUCACUUCAGCAGUUGGCGUGAAUGUCAUCCUAGGGGACGGAAUCGUCUGGUGGCGAGCAUGCGUUCUCUGGAAUCAUCGGAUCGUCUACUAUCUUGGACCUAUCCUGCUCCUAGCUAUGCUUGCGUUUGGCUUGCUUGCAAUCCACUUCACACCACAUCGACAACUCAGCAACCCGGUGUUCCUCCUGAGGGGGAACCGGAUGGGCGACGUGGCUGUGAUGCUUUCGCUCACCACAAACGUGAUCGCGACGUCGCUCAUCGCAAUCAAAGCAUUCACAGACGGCUAUUACAGGAACACCUCGGUGAGGGUUACCCCAGUCGGACGCGUGUCUGGCGAGCUCUGGCGCUGCUCGUUGAGUCCGGUAUGAUCUACUGCGCGCUACUGUUGGCGGCUGUCAUCGACCAGAUAGAUCAGCCAACCGGGCCAGCAGGCCCUACAGAGCCUGAUAGCUUAUUCCAGAACAUCAUUACCUUUUUUACGUACGGCUGUUUCGUACAUAUCGUGGCUAUCUACCCCGUCCUCAUCAUCGUUUUAGUGGCAAUGCAACGAUCGCCAAUCGACGCAGGAAUCACUCAGUAUCUGCACCUUGCCGCAGACCCGUCUGGGACUGAACGUAAUGGCGAGAGGACAAGCACCCUCGUGUUUGGACCUGCUGAACCUGGGCUAUCUACAUUCCACAAUUCAAUGCCUGACACCAUCAUAGAGCUUCAAGCAAGAUCCAAACCCCAGAGCGAUGGACAGAUUGAAGAAUGUGCUACAUUCGAUAUGGGUUGGGAUCAGGGGGCAGCAGCAUGAGACAUCGUCUGAGCAGUGUAGUGAGGUUUGGCGGCUCUGACUCAUCGCAUCACAGUCUUCACGAUAGAUCAUCAUUAGCAUAUAUAACAUCGUACAAAG